Molecule: messenger RNA, 1286 nt
Organism: Gossypium raimondii (Peruvian cotton)
Lineage: Eukaryota; Viridiplantae; Streptophyta; Magnoliopsida; Malvales; Malvaceae
Product: protein BRANCHLESS TRICHOME
Exons: 1
Coding region: 121-1050 (309 amino acids)
Source: RefSeq, a predicted model, not a curated record
GUUCCAGAAUAAAUAAAUGGGCCUACUCCCAUUGCUUUCUUGACAGGGAAAAUCCCCCACUCAAACAAUAAUAAAAGAGAGAGAAAAGAAAAAAAAAAAAAAGAGUUUGCUUUAUUAAGAAUGGAAGAAGAUAUGGAGAUGAUAAUGAUGAUGAUGAUCAACAGCAGCAGCAGCCCUAAUAAUCAAAGCAAUGAAGCUUCCACUAGCACUAGCUGGAAAGUAUAUGAUAACCCUUUUUUUAAUUCCCAUCAUCAUCGUCAACAAGUAUGGCAAAGUAGCAAGCAUCUACAUCAUCAUCAAGUGUGCUCACCUGUUUCAGCUCAAACCAUCGUAGACCCUUUUUGGGAUCUUACCUUGUUUGGUCCUUCUUCAACCAUGGAUUCUGAACUGGAUAUUGCUCGAGCCCAGAUCAUUGAUUUACAAGCUGAGCUAGAUUACGAGGUUAAAGCACGUAAAAAGGCAGAGUCCCUCAACAAGAAACUGGCUAAGGAUCUUGCCGAAGAAAGAAGAGGAAGAGAAGCAUUGGAGAGGGUAUGUGAUAAGCUUGCAAGAGAGAUUUCAUUAGAUAAAGCAGAGAUUGAUCGAAUGAGAAGGGAUUUCGAGGAAGAAAGAAAGAUGUUAAGAAUGGCUGAAGUAUUAAGGGAAGAAAGGGUUCAAAUGAAGCUGGCCGAAGCCAAGUUUUUGUUCGCAGAAAAGCUAUUAGAAUUGGAAGAAACUAAACGAGCAUUGCCGGCUGAUAAAGAAGAUAAACCACCAGCAGCAUUCACAACCAAUCUUUCUGGGAAAUUUUCGAGGUUAGUUUUCAGUGAAAAAGCAUCAUCAACCUGUAACGAUUCAUCCAUGGCAAUUCAACGAAAAGCAUCCCCAGAAACAGAGAAUCCUCACAUAAAACGAGGGAUCAAAGGGUUCGUUGAAUUUCCACGAGUGGUUCGAGCGAUUGGAUCAAAAAGUAAACAUUGGGGUUCAAAGCUUGAAUGUCAAAAGGCUCAGCUGAGGGUUCUACUUAAACAGAAGAGUCCCAUUCGAUCAAAUAAUCUUAUCAUGAGCUGAAGAUAUAUUAUCAGUUUUCUGCAAGUAAUUUCACUUCUGGGUGUUUCUUUUCUGGAUUAAAUUUUGUUAAUUUCUUUUUUCUUUCUUUCAAAACAGGGUGACUUAGUACCCAUUACCCUCAAAGAUCUUGGUCUUGUAAGAUUAUAAAAAUGGGGGUAAAUUAAAUAUAUGAUUUGGCUUUUGUAAUUUACCGUAAUGGUGUCAGAAUGUAUAUGAAAUUGUUGUGUUCAUUAAAA